Molecule: messenger RNA, 705 nt
Organism: Lizanozyma spartinae
Lineage: Eukaryota; Fungi; Ascomycota; Pichiomycetes; Serinales; Debaryomycetaceae
Gene: MRT4
Product: Mrt4p
Exons: 1
Coding region: 1-705 (234 amino acids)
Biological process (GO): ribosomal large subunit biogenesis; rRNA processing; ribosomal large subunit assembly
Cellular component (GO): preribosome, large subunit precursor; nucleolus
Molecular function (GO): RNA binding
Source: RefSeq, a predicted model, not a curated record
AUGCCAAGAUCAAAGCGUACUAAGUUGGUUACAUUGGCCCAAACAGAUAAGAAGGGCAAAGAGAACAAAACCCGUAUAUUUGAUGAUGUUAGAAGUGGGUUGGAUGAAUAUCAGUAUUGUUGGGUGUUACAGCUUGAUGAUGUGAGAACACCUGUUUUGCAAGAUAUUAGAUCAGAUUGGACUGGGUCCAAGUUAAUAAUGGGUAAGAGAAGAGUCUUGGAAAAGGCAUUGGGUGAUAAGCCGGAAGAUGAAUACUUGGAUGACUUACAUAAGUUAUCUAAAGUUUGUACUGGGAUGCCAGGUUUACUUUUAACUAAUGAAUCUCCUGAAACCGUUAAAAAUUAUUUCACUGCAUACUCCAAAAAUGACUAUUCCAGAGCCAAAUCCAGAGCUCCUAUUGAUUUCACUAUUCCUGCCGGUAUUGUCUAUUCCAGAGGUGGUCAAAUUCCCCUCGAAGAAGAUGUUCCAAUGUCUCAUUCAUUGGAAGAAACCUUAAGAAACAAAUACAAGAUGCCUACCAAGAUGAAGGCUGGUAAGAUUACUCUCGAACAACCUUUUGUUGUGUGUACUAAGAAUGAACUUUUAGAUGUCACCAAAGCCUUGAUCUUAAAGCAAUUUGGUGUUGCUGCUAGUGAAUUCAAAGUCGGUAUGAUUGCAUUCUAUGAUAAGGAAACCAGUCAAGUAACCAAGAUUGAACAGGAAUAA